Messenger RNA from Lodderomyces orthopsilosis Co 90-125, 1356 nucleotides. RefSeq names its product Mdm10p (gene MDM10). Lineage: Eukaryota; Fungi; Ascomycota; Pichiomycetes; Serinales; Debaryomycetaceae. Gene Ontology annotation, cellular component: ERMES complex; SAM complex. The coding region runs from base 1 to 1356 and encodes 451 amino acids. The record is from RefSeq and is a predicted model, not a curated record. Gene Ontology annotation, biological process: mitochondrial outer membrane translocase complex assembly; establishment of mitochondrion localization; phospholipid transport. The transcript has a single exon.
AUGUACACAUAUAUGGAAUAUCUACAGAAAUGUUUCUACAAAAGUACUAAUUGGAAUGAGGAUAAUAUAUUCUCCAACAUAAUUGCAACACCACAAGCUAUUCUUGACUUUCCAAUACCUAAUGGGUUGAAAUUGGAUUCUUCAUCAAAAUCAUCUGACUACCUGGCGUCGUCUUUUACGCUUUCUAAUUUUCAUCAGAUAAAUGGAUCAUUGGCAUAUUUGUAUACUCUGACGCCAUUAACAAACACAAUGGGGACAAAGGAUAUAUCAUUGCAAGAUGCAAUUGCCGGGUUCAGGAUAAUUGAACCUACGAUGAAAGCAAAUCAACAACGUGGGAAUACAAGGACUAACAACGGCACUACUACGAAGCCACUGCUACUAUAUGGACGCAUGUAUUUCCCAGGUUCAGCAUUGGAGGCAAUGAUCAUCAAACGAAUUAAUGAUAACACACAGUUAUUAAUCAAGUGCGUAAGUCAUCCACAGUUGGAGAAAAAUGGGACAGUCAUCGUGUAUUUGCAAAACAACACUGCAAAGUAUCUGAGAGAAGUCAUUUACUCAACCAAUGAAUCCUUGAUUGGAUUAAGAUGCUUGUACAAUUGGGGUACCAUGACAUCAAAAACUAUAAAUCCACACUUAGUUCCCAAAUUUGAAAAUUCAGUAGUCUCAUUAGGAACGGAAUUAUGGUUUGCGGCAAGAACAAUGAGUCCAGGGCUUUCUUCGGCGUUAAGGUAUUCUACCAGGUCCACUUCUACGGGGAAGCCACUAACAAUGACAUUAGCAGUGAAUCCAAUUUUGGGUCACAUAUCACUGACUUAUACUGUAAAGACUUCGGUUGCCUCAACCUUCUGCUCAAAAUAUGACUUUAACUUUUUUUCCUACGCUAGUAACUUGUCCCUUGGGUUUGAGUUAUAUAGUUAUGCCAAAAAGAAGAAACCGUUCCUGCCCGCGUUUGUGAAUAAUGACGAUGAGGAUGUAACUUCCUUUAGGAAAUUGAAUCAUGAUGUCACCAGAAGGACAAGAAGAGGAUCUUACAAUACGCGCAAUAGAAAUACGCAUCCCGAUACACACCCAAGAGAUUAUAACGCAAUUGACCCUCUUCAUCAUAAGUCAAUGGUUAAUGCACCACACCAUAAUGGGGGUGCUGUUACUACGGCAUUUCAGAACUUGGUGAAUGAGAGUGACUUUUCAAGUGUCUUGAAAGUAUCUGCGAGCUUGAAGGAUAGUAGCGUUCGAUUGUUAUGGGAAGGUCGCUUAAGAGAUUUCUUAGUUAGCACUGGUGCUAGAGUCUCAUGGAACCCAAUAACAAAUACCCCGGAAGUGGACAAGCUAGGUAUAACGCUAUCAUAUGCUUUCUAG